GUGAUGAAGAGGGUGUAGAUUACUCCCAAGCUGGUCCUAGAAAUUUUUUGGAUGGAUAUUUCAUUUAUUAUAUUAAAGGAUUGGAAGGAUGUCAAAAACAUACGGAUGAUAUGAAAAAUGAUGAACUUCUAAAUCGAACAUCAUGGCCACAAGUCAAACCAGAAGAAUAUGAAAUUGAUUUAGGGGAAAAAUUUGAAAGGACUAAAACAGAAACAAACCGUAUCAUAAAACGAGCAUUCACACCAGGUUAUCAAUUAGGUAAAAGAUAUAUCGAAUCUUGGAGUGAUGGCACUCAAACCGCAUUUUUCAAAAGAUUUUAUGAAAGUGUACAACGUAUGGAUGCUGUGCAUAUGGUGCAAGAUAAUGUUAAGAAAGUUAUCGAAGUUUGGGUUAAAGGAAGUAAUGGUGGUAGUGGAAAGGGUAGUGGAUUUACAGGAAGUUCUGAUCCUUCUAAUAAUAGUGACCACCAAAAUAAUGACAAAUCAGAGAAUAAUGGUGGAUCUAACAAUGAGAAUGAUAAAUGA
Molecule: messenger RNA, 524 nt
Organism: Racocetra persica
Lineage: Eukaryota; Fungi; Glomeromycota; Glomeromycetes; Diversisporales; Gigasporaceae
Source: the annotation of a GenBank genome assembly